This is a messenger RNA of Aphidius gifuensis, 2459 nucleotides long. It is a transcript of the gene hyx, whose product is annotated as parafibromin. Gene Ontology annotation, cellular component: Cdc73/Paf1 complex. The transcript is spliced from 3 exons. The record is from RefSeq and is a predicted model, not a curated record. Lineage: Eukaryota; Metazoa; Arthropoda; Insecta; Hymenoptera; Braconidae. Gene Ontology annotation, biological process: positive regulation of transcription elongation by RNA polymerase II; transcription elongation by RNA polymerase II. Gene Ontology annotation, molecular function: RNA polymerase II complex binding. Bases 47 to 1630 code for a protein of 527 amino acids.
CAUUAGGAUUAGUCAGUCAUCAGUGUAAAAUUGAUUGUAUACUAUCAUGGCAGAUCCAUUAAGUUUACUUCGACAAUAUAAUGUUAAUAAAAAAGAAAUAAUUGAACGUGAAAAUCAAAUAAUAUUUGGCGAAUUUUCGUGGCCAAAAAAUGUGAAAACGAAUUACUUAACAUACGGUUCCGGAAAAGAUGGAACAUCAAAAGAAUAUUACACAUUAGAGUGUCUCUUAUUUUUACUGAAACAUGUACAACUUACACAUCCAGUUUACGUACGACAAGCUGCAGCUGAAAAUAUACCAGUUGUACGUCGUCCAGACAGAAAAGAUUUAUUAGCAUAUCUCAAUGGUGAAACAGCGACAUCAAGUUCAAUCGAUAAAUCUGCACCCUUGGAAAUACCAACUCAGGUUAAACGUACUGCUGAAGAUGGCUUGGAUACGGGAUCAUCGAAAAAACCGAGAUUUGAAGAAACACACGUCCAAAAAGUUAAAGAACAACUUGCUGCCAGAUUAGAUGCUCCAAAAGAAGCAUCCGUCACCGUUGAUAAUAUAAAAUCUUUGUCCGAGGCAAUGUCUGUUGAAAAAAUUGCUGCUAUCAAAGCUAAAAGACUGGCCAAAAAACGUACAACAAUCAAAGAAAAUGAUGAUAUCGGCAUGGGUUCAGAUUUACGCGUUAUACUAGACAUGGAUGUUGAUGACACUAAGGAUAUUGUGUCCCGUGAAAGACAGUGGCGUACGAGAACAACAAUAUUGCAGAGCAGUGGUAAAAUGUUUGCUAAAAGUAUAUUUGCUAUCUUAACGAGUAUUAAAGUGAGAGAAGAAGGACGUCAAAAAGGUCUCACCGUGCCAACACCAAUGGUGACACCAAGAGCCACACCAAUGCGACCAAUGCCACAACCAGCAGUUUAUAAUCGUUAUGAUCAAGAACGAUUCAUUCGCCAAAAAGAGGAAACUGAAGGCUUUAAAAUCGAUACAAUGGGAACAUAUCAUGGUAUGACAUUGAAAUCAGUGACAGAGGGUACGAAUCUAGCUAUCAGAAAACCCCAGACGAAUCCAUCACCGAUUCCAAAAUCUGGUCUACUUCCGACAUCAGCAGCAAAAUUGACUCCACAGCAAGCUGCACAAAACAAGCGUACGAGUAAAACACCUAUAAUCAUUAUACCAAGUGCCAAUAAUACAUCAUUGAUAACAAUGUACAAUGCCAAGGAUAUUUUACAAGAUAUGAAAUUUGUUACGAGUGAAGAGAAACGGGCAGUUGGCUGCAAAAAAGAAACUGAUAUUCUAUUGCAACGAAGAAAAGAAGGUGGCUUGACUGUGCCAUAUCGCCUCAUUGACAAUCCACAAAAACUUAGUAAUUCUGAUUGGGACAGAGUUGUUGCGGUAUUCGUUAUGGGUCCAGCUUGGCAAUUCAAAGGAUGGCCUUAUGAUGGUAAUCCUGUUGAAAUAUUUUCGAAAAUAUGUGGAUUUCAUAUAAAAUACGAUGAAAUGAAAACUGAUCCAAAUGUUUCAAGAUGGGCUGUUACUGUCAUUCAACUUAGUCGGGAAAAACGACAUUUAGAUAGAGCUGCACUUAUGAUGUUUUGGGAGCAUUUGGACAAACAUAUGAUCAAGAACAAGCCUCUUUUGCGGUUCUAAAAAUUUUAUUGAAAUCUGCUGCUUAUAAUCGUAAUAUUAAUAAUAAUGAUAAUGAAAUUUAAAAAAUGUACAUAUACCUAUACAUUAUAAAUAUUUUAAAAAGUUCAUGUAAGUAAAAAAAUAAAAGUACGGAAUCAACUAAAUACAAAAGUAAGAUUUAAAAAAAAAAAUCGUUUUUGGUUUUCUCAUGUACGUAACAAAAAUAACAACGGAAAUAGAAUGAAUUUUUUUUUUGUUUUUUUGUGAAAAUAACUAUAGGAUGUAAUUUGAACGUUUUUUAUAUAGACUAUAUGUUAUAUAUAUAUAUAUUCUAUUAUUCAAGUCAGCAAUGAUGACUAUAUGUUUGGAAGUGUAUGCCUGGAAGACAUAAAGAAUCGAAAAUUUCUGAUGUUAUUUGCAAUGAAUUCGAAAGUUAAAGUAUACAAGAAAAUAGUAUCCCUCGAGGGAAAAAAAGGGCAAGCCAUUUUAUUUGUUCAUCUGAUUGAAUCUUCCAAAUUCGAUUUAGUAAGGUCUAUUACUUUUAACACUAAAAGUCAAUAAAGAAAAAUAUUUAUACACUAUCGGAAGUGAGUUUUGUGACAAUUUAAUUUAUUUGGAUUAUUUUCGUUAUACUUUUUUGUUACUACAAAUUUUCUUUUUUUUUUUUUAAAUAUUACUUGCUAACGAAGUUAUAGAAAUUUAUAGCAUUGUGUACAAUUUGGUAGUGCACAAGGAAGUCCUGGUAUCAUUGGUGGCAAAUGAAGAAAACUACUUUUGUUUGUCUCACGUAAUUGUUGUACUCUUGAAUUAAAAUGAGUAUUGUACUGUACAUUUAAUGCAAGAUUAUUGU